UUUUCUUUUCUCUGCUAUUCUUAAUUUUCAGCUAUAUCAACCACAAGCUUGCAAUUGCAGAAAUGGGGAAGCAAACCAAAGCGAAAGCAACCCAAUCCUUAGGGAAGGGAAAAGUGACGCCGAUGCAAAUUGCAUUUAUCGUGGAUCGAUAUCUCUCCCAUAACAACUUCUCCGAAACACGCUCUGUAUUCAGGAGCGAGGCAUCUUCUCUCAUCUCCAAAUCCCCAGUUCAAGAGGCACCCAAGAGUUUGUUGAGUUUGGGGGCUAUGUUGAAUGAAUAUAUCUGCUUAAAGGAGCAGAAGGUGAUGGUGGAUCAGGAAAGGUUCCGUUUGGAGCAAGAAAGAUUCAGGGUCCAGACCCUUCUACAGGGCAUGCAAGAAGUAAUGAAUGCUUAUAAUGCUAGUGGAAUUGCACCUGCAACCAUGGUCAAGAACUCUACAACAAAACCUGCGGCUGUGGUUCCUCAACUAGGCCUCAGUGAUGGAUCUCCAGCAGGAUGUUCUAUGUACACUUCACCAACUAUUAUGCCGGUCACCGUGCCCUCCAAUGUCAUUAAGGAGAAUGGUAAUCUAUCUUCAUCAGUCACAAAUUGCCCAUUAACGAGGAAGAGACAGGGUUCAAGGGUUGCUGUAGAAGCCGCUCCAGCUGCUAAGAAAUCUCGUUGCAUGUUAACAUCCAUGAAAACACCUAAUAAAGGUACAUAUAAUCAAUCUGAGGAAGCAGCAACUACUCAAGAAAUUUCUCAACCUGAUUAUGCAGCAACCACUACAAAAGAAACAGCUCGUUUGCCUGCAACUGGUUCAUCACAUUAUAUCUGCACAACUAGUGGUCCAAUAGUUCAAGGAUCUAGUGUUGCUAAGAGUUUGUUCAAUCAACCAUCGUUUUCCUCUCCAGCUAAUUCAACUGGCCCCAGAACACCACCGCAAGCAGUUUCCUCUUACAAUGAUAAAUCUGUUUCUCCAGUUGGUAUCUCUUCCUCUGCUCACUGCAGUAAUAACAAUACUCCUCAAGAGUCUCCUAUCAAUUGCACUGUGAUUACAUCAGAAAGAGUCAUUGUGAGCCCGUGCAAACAUGUGGCAUACGCCAUGGAGAGAAACCAUUGCAUUUCUUCAGUCUCACCUGUCAAGACAACCUUCAAGAGGCUGAGUAAGAGGGAAAGG
Molecule: messenger RNA, 1160 nt
Organism: Hevea brasiliensis (rubber tree)
Lineage: Eukaryota; Viridiplantae; Streptophyta; Magnoliopsida; Malpighiales; Euphorbiaceae
Exons: 4
Source: RefSeq, a predicted model, not a curated record